Messenger RNA from Vanderwaltozyma polyspora DSM 70294, 1938 nucleotides. RefSeq names its product Anp1p (gene ANP1). Gene Ontology annotation, cellular component: mannan polymerase complex. Gene Ontology annotation, molecular function: alpha-1,6-mannosyltransferase activity. The record is from RefSeq and is a predicted model, not a curated record. Lineage: Eukaryota; Fungi; Ascomycota; Saccharomycetes; Saccharomycetales; Saccharomycetaceae. The transcript has a single exon. The coding region runs from base 1 to 1938 and encodes 645 amino acids. Gene Ontology annotation, biological process: cell wall mannoprotein biosynthetic process; protein N-linked glycosylation.
AUGAAGAUUGCGAAAAGUGGUAAUGCAGGUGGUUUUAUUACUGUACUGAUCAGUUUUUUUGGGUCAUCGUUUGCAAUUUUUCUACUGUUGAAAUUUUUAUUGAGUUCAUCUAUAAUAUCAAUUGGGUCUAUUGUUUCAUUGAUUCCAGUAAAUUCUUUUAAACAUUAUGUUCCUGAUUUUAAAAACACACCUGGUGUUGAAUUUUAUGACUUGAGUAAUUACCAAGGUAACAAAGACGGUUGGCAACAAAAUGAUAGGAUAUUGUUUUGCAUUCCAUUGAGAGAUGCGGCUCAACAUUUGCCAAUGUUCUUUGAUCACAUGAAUAAGAUGACUUAUCCUCAUAAUUUGGUCGAUUUAUCAUUUCUAGUAAGUGAUUCUUCCGAUGAUACUAUGGGUGUGCUAUUAUCACAUUUACAAACUGUACAAUCUCAACAAGAUAAGUCUAAAAGAUUUGGUAAUAUUGAAAUUUAUGAAAAAGAUUUCGGUCAAAUUAUUGGUCAAUCAUUUAGUGAUAGACAUGGUUUUGCUGCACAGGGACCAAGAAGAAAACUGAUGGCCAAGGCUCGUAAUUGGCUAGGUUCUGUGGCUUUGAAGCCUUACCAUUCUUGGGUCUAUUGGAGAGAUGUAGAUAUUGAGACCGCUCCAGUUACCAUCAUGGAGGAUUUGAUGCAUCAUGAUAAAGAUAUCAUUGUUCCAAAUGUUUGGAGACCUUUGCCAGAUUGGUUAGGUAACAUCCAACCUUAUGAUUUAAAUUCAUGGCAAGAGUCAGAAGGUGGUUUACAAUUAGCAAAUCAAUUAGAUGAAAAUGCUGUUAUUGUUGAAGGUUACCCAGAAUAUGCUACAUGGAGACCUCAUCUGGCAUACAUGAGGGAUCCAAAUGGUGAUCCAGAAGAUGAAAUGGAGUUAGAUGGUAUUGGGGGUGUCUCUAUAUUGUCAAAGGCUAAAGUUUUCCGUUCAGGUUCUCAUUUCCCUGCUUUUUCAUUCGAAAAGCAUGCCGAAACUGAAGCAUUUGGUAAAUUAUCAAGAAGAAUGAAUUACAAUGUCGUGGGUUUACCUCAUUAUGUCGUGUGGCACAUUUAUGAACCUUCUACCGAAGAUUUGAAACAUAUGGCUUGGAUGGCCGAAGAAGAAAAGAGAAAAGCUGAAGAAGAAAAAUUAAAAGAAUUCUAUGAUAGAGUUUGGGAUUCAGGGUUCGACGAUGUCAGAGAUGACUGGUCUUAUGAAAGGGAUUCAAUUCUAAAGAAUAUUGAUCAUAAAAUUGACAACAGUAAAUAUGAAAACAUGGACUGGUCAGAAGAUCCAGAAGAUUCAAAUAAUAUAAGGGUGCCGGCUGCCGAGAAUGUUGAUAAUACCCAGCAAGAGGCUAGUAAAGAGGCAAUUAAAGAAAACCAUGUCCAAAAGAACGGUAACCAACAAGGUCAACAGCAAAAGCAACCGCUACAACAAGAGCAACAGCUACAACAAGAGCAACAACAACAGCAGCAGCAACAAAAAGUACAACAGCAGCAACAGCAACAACAACAACAGCAGCAGCAAAAGGCAGUUGCAGUUCCUGCUCAAGAUGAUGCUGCUGAUGCAGCUAAGAAAGAAAUAGCACAAGAGAAGAAGGGCCAAGAUAAAUCGAAGCAGCAACAACAGCUGGAACAAAAGCAAGAACAAAGGGAACAGCAAGGAAGAGCUCUUCAACAACAGAAAGAAGAGCUUAAACAAAAACAAGAAGCACAGAAUGCACAAAAUGCACAAAAUGCACAAAAUGCACAAGGGAAAAAAGCUGAAUCCAAUCCAAAGGAACAACCUAAACAGGAAGUAAAGAAAGAAGCCGAAGCUAAACAAAAUGCCCAAAAGGAACAACAGAAUCAAAAUCAGAAUCAAAAACAAGAACCAAAAGAUGAUAAGAAGAAGGAAGUUCAACUAGAUUUCGAUCCAAAGAAUCAAUAG